AUGCCUCCCGCUCACAAGUGCACCCAGGUUGUGCUCAAGGCGGACGGGCUCAACGAGGACGAGGUGACCAUGAGGAUGGUUCUGGGGGAAGAUCACCAGUGCCAGGCCCAGACCCGAGUGCUCACAUCCAUUGUCACCACAAAACACGGCGACCCUGUGUGGCAGGUGCCACCUUGCCCCCUGACAGAUGAAGGCCGGGCCACGGACCCGCAGGAGGCGGUCGUCAAGAACCCCUAUGCCCGAGUCAGCAUCCCCCGGGCUCACCUGCGGCCCGACCCGGGGCAGCAGCUGGAGGUGGCGCCCUCUUCCCGGGGCUCGCAGCCUCUGCCUGCGGGGCCCUGCCCCUCGGAGCCCACCCGGCUCCUGCAGCCCACCGAGGAGGCCCCAGAGGGCAAAGGCGCCAAGGGGACCAGGGGGGCCGCCCAGAUCCAGGGCCGGCAGGCCUGGCCGCAGCCUGGCCACCCCCCCGGGAGUGGGCAGUGCCCGGCAGCGCUGACCCACGCCGGCCGGCCGCCCGUCGGGCGCGGGGACGACAUCGCCCACCACUGCUGCUGCUGCCCUUGCUGUUCCUGCUGCCACUGCCCUCGCUUCUGCCGCUGCCACAGCUGCUGCUCCAUCUCCUAG
Leptonychotes weddellii (Weddell seal) is the source of this 624-nucleotide messenger RNA. The record is from RefSeq and is a predicted model, not a curated record. Lineage: Eukaryota; Metazoa; Chordata; Mammalia; Carnivora; Phocidae.